CAGCUCUACAUUGGAACAGCCAUCGUUGCCACCAAGGACGCUGUCGAGCCGGCCAUUGCUGGAGAUAUGAAGGACAAACGAGAUGCGGAAGCGGCUGCACGGCAGCUCGUCCGCGAUGGCAAGUUCAAGGAAGCCAAGGCACGGCUCGAGGCCAUCAAGAGCGCCAAGGACAAGGACGCAAAGGUCAACCACAACUUGGCUGUUCUCAACUUCUUGAUCAGUGGAAAGCAGAAGCAUGGGCAGCUGGAAGCCGAGCUGAGCCAGAUCAUCACCAAGUGUGCCGAGCAGUCAGAGUCCAUGCCAAAGGACCUGCUUGACCUGAUCCUCUUCCACUACAACCGCGCAGUUGCCCUCUAUCAGAUGGCCGACUUUUGGCGGUGCUGUGAGAGCGCCAAGGAGGUCUUUAAAAUCUGCAAGAACAAAGAGGUUGUGAAGCGGCGGCCCGACAUUGCGGUGAUGGGCUGCUUUCUUCUCAUCGAAGUCCUUCUCCUCCUCAACCGGGUGGACGACUGCGAUGCUGUGAUGCAAUUUCUCCAAGACUUUCCCACCCAAUGCUUUGAGGAGCCAGCGGAGCAGGGGUCGCCGUCACCAGCUGUCACGCACACGUUUCGCAUCAGACAGUUUGCAGCGCGGAUUGCGCUGGCUCGACGCAACUUCCGCACGACCAAGACGGAACUCAAGGCCGCCCUCAACCUCAAGAAGACGGACAUUGUAUCCAUGUUUCUGAAGAGCAGCCAGGAGUAUCUUCGCGGGUAUUAUUCCCGCAGCACCAAGCUCCUCACCAGCUGCGAAAAGCCCGAGCCGACUGACGGCGGGCAGCACCUUGGCGUCAUCUUCUUCAACAACAUGGGCGUCAUCCACCUCAGGCUGGAGCGGCCGAGCCUCGCCAUUGCGUAUCUGCGGCAGGCCGUCGACCUCAAUACCAAGCACUGUGGCAGAGCCAAGGGCACGCCGGCUGGGACGCCGCACAGCGUGUACGACCGCAACGAGGAGCUGCUCUACAACGUUGCUCUCGCCCACAUGCAGAUUGCAGACUACCAGCUCGCGUUCUCGUUACUGGACCAGCUUGCCCCGUCGUUUGGCCACAGCCCCACGUACUGGCUACGCAUGGCAGAGUGCUGUGUCGGCCAUUACGCAACGCAGCAGGCGGAGUCGUUUGGAGCACCGCCGCACGUGUACGGCCUACACAACACGGGCAUCCACCGCAGGGCUGUCCUGAAACGCGCGUUCAGGUGCGCGCGUUGGCUUGCUUGCAACGUGGUGCGGCCAUCAUAG
Messenger RNA from Salpingoeca rosetta, 1275 nucleotides. RefSeq lists its product as uncharacterized. The transcript is spliced from 14 exons. Gene Ontology annotation, cellular component: CCR4-NOT complex. Gene Ontology annotation, biological process: mRNA catabolic process; negative regulation of translation. Gene Ontology annotation, molecular function: protein binding. Lineage: Eukaryota; Choanoflagellata; Craspedida; Salpingoecidae. Bases 67 to 1275 code for a protein of 402 amino acids. The record is from RefSeq and is a predicted model, not a curated record.